AGCACACAGAUGGGCCUUUGGACGGACGAACUGGACAUCACCUGGUUGAAAGAGCUCGUCCACCAAGCCGUCGUCGUGGGAAAACGAGCUUGGAGCGCAACAAGAAGGAGGCCUGGCAAGAGGUCCUCAAGAAACUGAACGAACAGCACGGACAAGUCGUUCCCUUCAUGUUGCAACAACUCAAGACGCGGCACGAUACCAUCAAGGGGACGUACUCAGUCAUUGCAAAGAUUGUCAACAGCAGUGGUAUGGGUUGGGAGUCAACAACGUGUCAAGUCGAGUGUCGAUCAACAACGUCGGAGGUAUUCCUCGAUGGCAAGCAAAGACAGUGGGGAGCAUGGCGCCACAAACGCGUUCCACAGUUUGAGCUGUGUGAGGCUCUUUUCCGCGGAACGUUGGCGCGUGGGUUUCAUGACGUUGCAUCUACAGACCCUCCUCCAAGCAACGCUUCUGUGGACGAUGAAGGGCGAAUGGACGAUGUCGCGCUGGACAACGAUCAAGCGUCGGAACAAGACGAUGUCCAAAGCAAAGAGGAUGGUACCGGCCGUCGAUCAUCUUACGGCGAGAGUGGAAAGCCACCGAACAAGCUUCAACGGCAUACGAUGGCGUCGCAGUUGCUCCAGAGUUUUCGGGGAAUGGGGGCUUCGCCUGAGCGAGAACUCGAACUCAUGGCCCAAAUGAUCAAGCCGAUACCUGUCUCGCCAACCUCAAGCGCAGUCAAGCUACUCCAAGAAGAACUCGGGGGCGUAUUGAGUGUUGAAGACACGAUGCUGGCACUUGAUGUCUUGGAGAACAAAACCCACGCAAUUUCCAUGCAGCCAGCUCUGCGCGAAACCACGAUAUUGCGCCAGGUUCAGAAGUUGCGAAAUUAAUGAAGCCAUCAAUUCAUUUCAUUUCUGAUUGAC
Molecule: messenger RNA, 905 nt
Organism: Aphanomyces astaci
Lineage: Eukaryota; Oomycota; Saprolegniomycetes; Saprolegniales; Verrucalvaceae
Exons: 1
Coding region: 168-872 (234 amino acids)
Source: RefSeq, a predicted model, not a curated record